Messenger RNA from Salarias fasciatus (jewelled blenny), 1201 nucleotides. It is a transcript of the gene ddrgk1, whose product is annotated as DDRGK domain containing 1. Gene Ontology annotation, biological process: negative regulation of IRE1-mediated unfolded protein response; cartilage development; protein K69-linked ufmylation. The record is from RefSeq and is a predicted model, not a curated record. Gene Ontology annotation, molecular function: ubiquitin-like protein ligase binding. The coding region runs from base 11 to 940 and encodes 309 amino acids. Lineage: Eukaryota; Metazoa; Chordata; Actinopteri; Blenniiformes; Blenniidae. The transcript has 9 exons.
UUUACUGUUGAUGCUCCUGAACGUCGAAGCAGAUAUGGACGUUGUGAUAUAUCUGACGGCCGCUGCCCUCCUCAUCGUCCUCAUCUUGUUUGCGGUGAAGCUGCGGAGGAAAACUCAGGAAGGUGAUGAGGAGCAGCAGAGGAAUGUGGUCCGGGCCGCAGGGCCUCCUCCACGAGCAGCAGAGGAGCGAGGAGCUGGAAUGCCCCGCAGAAGGAGGAUGGCUAACGUGAUGGCUAACAGGCGGCCGCAGAGGGACGCAGCCGAGCAAGAGGAGGAGCGUGUGCAGGAGGAACAGCAGCAGGAGGAGGAAGAGGAGGCAGAGCAGCAGAGCUUCCAGCCAGCUGCCAAGAUCGGAGCCAAGAAGCAGAAGAAGCUGGAGGAGAAGCAGGCCAAAAAGGCCCAGAGAGAGGCGGAGAUGGAGGAGCGGGAGGAGAGGAAGAGGAUGCAGGAGCUGAGAGAGCAGGAGAGGCGACAGGAAGAGGAGAAAGAGCGACGGCUGGAACAGAAACAGGAGGAGGAGGAGCGGCGAGCCAAGGAGGAGCAGGAGAAACGUGAGGAGGAGGAGUACCUGAGGCUCAAAGCCUCCUUUGUGGUGGAGGACCAGGGGGAGGAGGAGCAGCUAUCUGAGGAUCAGUCGCGCAACCUGCUGAAGGAAUUCAUCCAGUACAUCGAGAGCUCCAAGGUAGUCCUCCUGGAGGACCUGGCCUCGCACUUUGGGAUGAGGACGCAGGAUGCCAUCUCUAGACUGCAGGACCUGCUAGCUGAAGGCUCCCUCACAGGUGUGAUCGACGAUAGGGGGAAGUUCAUCUCCAUCACGCCACAGGAGCUGGACUCGGUGGCCGCGUUCAUCAGACGGAGGGGCAGGGUGUCCAUCACAGAGCUGGCUCAGGCCAGCAACUCCCUCAUCAACCUGACUCCUGAGAACCGCACUGCUGCCUGACCGUGUAGCAACUGGAGAAUCCCACCUAUUUAUAACCCCUCUCUUUUAAAGAGCACAUUUUCAUUGUUCUUCAAAUCCAGCAGUCCUUUCAGUUUAUGAUUUCGCACCAUUCUCCACCUCCCUGUUUUCUCAUGAUGUAGAAAAGAGCAGGUGUGGACUCUUCAGUUUCAUGAGCCUUUUAAUUAAGGACUCAUUUCUUCCCGUUGGACCGUGGAGAGCCGAGGACAGAUCACACGAUUAAAAAGUUUUGAUAAAUUUGGA